UGAAGAAACGGAGGGGAUGCAUCAUGGACGACAGAGUACAGAAACUGCCGCCGUGGAUACCAGAGAGGGACACUUCUAGGUACCCCUCAUCAUGGUGUAAAGUCUAAAAAUGUCCAUUCUGUGGGAUUAAGUACCAGCAGUUAUCCAACAACCAAUCAUGGUUGAGAUCAGCUUGAUAACGGCCAGCGCCUAUUACGCCUUGACCGCGCUGUGGUGGCUCAUCCAAGUGACAAAACAUUACCACUUCAUGAAACAGCGACACUGUGAUUACUUCAGCUCGGUUACCUACCCUUGCUGUGCCUGGGACAAGAAACACCCAGUAGAGGGCGUUUUCAAAGUGAUUUCUAGUCUUGCUAUUGCAAUCAGUUUAUUUUCCUUCAGUGGUGCUACCAAAGUACAGUUUUUGACUAACAGAGAAAUUGCAACAAUGUUCAUGUUCUUCAUGAUAUCGGGUGUGAUGGACAUAAUGGCGCGAUGGAGUGGGAAGACAUUCUACCAGCAACUGGAUUAUGUGGCUCUCAUGUUAUUUUUCGCCAUCCAGUCAGUCGUUUUCGUGUCACGGUCACAGUUCUCGGAGGAGCCAUUGACGAUGUUGUACUCACUCAUGUUGUACACCUCAGUCGCCACUCUUGCCGCAACUGCCAUGGAGAUGAGGUACAGGGAUCAGGUGCUGUGUUCGGUCAUGCGGAGUUAUCUCCUCCUGACUCAAGGGACAUGGGGUUUACAGGUGGCGUUUCUGGUGGAGGACAAAUCUCUCAUGGUCAACACUGACACGGAUGAUAUCUUAUUGACGGCCAUGUAUUUCACGUGGCAUUGUGGAAUCAAUUUUUUCCUUGUGUUAUCAAUUUGGUUAAUUAUGUUCAAGAUGUUGCAGAAACAGCUUUGUUGCUGCGUUGCCAUGGACACAGCUGCCGGACAAGACACCAUCUACCUGGAAAACAGGGUGCAUUUUGAUUAUCAUGUUUUAGAUAGAUUCGAAUCUGAUGUUGAGUAAAAUAUCACACAGAAUGACGGGGUAAAGCAGAUGAUGGUUGAUACGCCAGAUAUCACACCUUCAAGAUGGUGCUAACUUGGAAAUAGUGUAAUAAUCGUUGUACAUCUGUACAUUGACAGCACUGUGAAAAUUUCACAGACAUAUCUUUUUCUAAGUUCCAAUUUUUAGAAUCGUCCAUUAAUAUCAGUUCUACGACUGUAUGUUUUGACACUGGACUUGGAGUAAUGUAAUCAUUACAGAUGUGUUGCCCGGAGAGGACAUGAUAUAGUUCAUUUAUAAUCAAGACUUUCUUUUUUGUCCCCUAGUUAAUAAGCAAUGCAGGCCAAACAUGGAUUUAUGUGGACACUUGAGAUACUUUUAAAACCUACUUAUAUAUAUAUUUAUAUGAGUUUUUUCUUGCCAGUGCAGUUGUCAUAAUGACAGCUGUUCCACCAUCACUCAUUCUUCCAGAUCGUUGUAAGUUAUAAAGACAUCAGUAGUGUAGGGAAUCGGAAAUCAAAUCCACUAUCGAUUAUCGGAGUACUUGUGGUGAACGAUUAUCGAAUAUAAUCAAAAUAUAUACAUUUU
Haliotis rubra (blacklip abalone) is the source of this 1561-nucleotide messenger RNA. RefSeq names its product transmembrane protein 45B-like. Bases 158 to 994 code for a protein of 278 amino acids. Lineage: Eukaryota; Metazoa; Mollusca; Gastropoda; Lepetellida; Haliotidae. The transcript has 2 exons. The record is from RefSeq and is a predicted model, not a curated record.